AACCUACCUCGUUGCUUCUCAAAAAUUCUCACUACGUCAAAGAGCUUGCUCUUUAUGAUAUUGUCGGCGCACCCGGUGUUGCCGCUGAUUUGAGCCACAUUUCGACUCCUGCCAAGGUCACGGGCUACCUUCCCGCUGACGAUGGUCUUAAGAAAGCCCUGACUGGCGCCGACAUUGUUGUCGUACCUGCAGGUAUUCCCCGUAAGCCUGGAAUGACUCGUGACGAUCUCUUCAACAAGAACGCCUCGAUCGUCCAGGCUUUGGCCGAAGGUAUUGCUCAGUUUUGCCCCAACGCUUUCAUCCUCAUCAUCUCCAACCCAGUCAAUUCGACUGUGCCUAUUGUUGCAGAAGUGCUCAAGAAGCACAACGUCUUCAACCCAAAGAAGCUCUUUGGUGUGACCACACUCGAUGUGGUUCGUGCCAAGACCUUCACUGCCGAAGUUGCCGGCGGAAACGCACACGACUACUACGUGCCUGUUGUGGGUGGACACUCUGGUGUCACCAUUGUUCCCCUUCUCUCGCAGUCUCAGCCUGCCGCCAGCAUUGAGGGCGACAAGCUCGACGCGCUUGUCAACCGUAUCCAAUUCGGUGGUGAUGAAGUCGUUAAGGCCAAGGACGGCGCAGGUUCUGCCACGCUCUCCAUGGCAUAUGCCGGAUUCAAGAUGGCAGAAUCCAUCAUGAAGGCUGUCGGUGGCGAAUCUGGCAUUGUUGAGCCAACCUUCAUCCACCUUGACGGCUGCCCAGGCGGCGAUGCCGUCAAGACGGAGGUCAAUGGCCUCGACUACUUCUCGGUGCCCGUUGAACUCGGACCCGACGGUGUCAAGGAGGCUCGCUCAUACGGCAAGAUUUCUUCUUACGAGCAAAAGCUCAUCGACGCUUGCUUGCCCGACUUGCAGAAGAACAUUGCCAAGGGCGUGGAGUUUGUCAAGGGAUCGGCUUCCGCAAAGUUGUAACUCUUUCCCUCCUCUGUGGCUGUUGCAGCUCAUUGGAAAAUGUCUCGAAAUAAUGUCUAACGGUUCCUGUAGUUGAUUUUAUGCGCAGCCAUGUUGGCAGGUCAAGGUUGUAGGCAAGCGAUAAAGUAUAGACAAUGCAGUAUCUUGCCUCUCGUCAUGAUGUUCGUUAUUCCUCCUUUGCCAGCAUUUUGAUUUG
Messenger RNA from Protomyces lactucae-debilis, 1149 nucleotides. RefSeq names its product lactate/malate dehydrogenase. Bases 213 to 953 code for a protein of 246 amino acids. The transcript is spliced from 2 exons. Lineage: Eukaryota; Fungi; Ascomycota; Taphrinomycetes; Taphrinales; Protomycetaceae. Gene Ontology annotation, molecular function: L-malate dehydrogenase (NAD+) activity. Gene Ontology annotation, cellular component: cytoplasm. Gene Ontology annotation, biological process: tricarboxylic acid cycle. The record is from RefSeq and is a predicted model, not a curated record.